Molecule: messenger RNA, 3853 nt
Organism: Tarenaya hassleriana
Lineage: Eukaryota; Viridiplantae; Streptophyta; Magnoliopsida; Brassicales; Cleomaceae
Product: kinesin-like protein KIN-7D, mitochondrial
Exons: 25
Coding region: 309-3542 (1077 amino acids)
Biological process (GO): microtubule-based movement
Molecular function (GO): microtubule motor activity; ATP binding; microtubule binding
Source: RefSeq, a predicted model, not a curated record
AAUUCAAAAUGAGAAAAAUCAAAUUUCAGCCUCCUCGUCUCUUCACCCGGAGAAAUCUCUCCAUUGGAUCUCUCUCUCUCCUCAACACUUUCGCUUGAAGAAGACGAGAAGGAGAGGGAGGGAGAGAGAGAGAGAGAGAGAGAGAGAGAGAGCAAAAUGCAUUUUCCUGUCUCCAACCAUGUGAGGUUCUACGACUCUUCGUCCCCGUCCUCCGGUGUUUUUGCCUGAUUCUUUUCUUUCCUCCUCUUCCUCAUCGAUCGGUGAGUGAGUCGCCGAGUUUCGCGAGUUGACCAAGUUCGGAGCGCUGGAUGGCUUCAUCGUCAUCCAGAGCUAGGAGCAGUUCACCGUUCUCAUACCGGAGACCGCCGAGCCCCCACUCGUCAGCCUCGUCAACUUCUUCGUCUUACAUGAGUAACCGUCUCAUUCCGCGCUCGUGCUCUACCUCUGCUUCUUCGUUCUUCAACUCCGGCGGCGGAAUCGGGUCUCGAUCUAUGACACCUAGUCGUAGCCGCUCCGACUCGGCCUACCUCGACGCUGGGGGCUACGAAGGUCAAUCGCCUGUCCCUUAUCCGUCGGACGAGUUGCUCGGUGAGCCUAUGGAGACUACGAGUACUGAGCGAGAUAGCAUUUCCGUCACCGUUCGGUUUCGACCAAUGAGUGAUAGAGAGUAUCAAAGAGGAGAUGAGGUUGCUUGGUAUCCAGACGGUGAUAAGAUUGUCAGGCAUGAGUACAAUCCAGUCACGGCUUACGCAUUUGAUAAAGUUUUUGGACCACAAGCGACCACUCAAGAGGUGUAUGAGGUAGCUGCAAAACCUGUAGUCAAGGCAGCUAUGGAAGGUGUAAAUGGAACCGUUUUUGCUUAUGGUGUUACGAGCAGUGGAAAGACUCAUACAAUGCAUGGGGAUCAAAACUCUCUUGGGAUCAUACCCUUGGCAAUAAAAGACGUAUUCAGCAUUAUCCAAGAUACUCCCGGAAGAGAGUUCCUCCUCCGUGUUUCAUAUAUUGAAAUCUAUAAUGAGGUGAUAAAUGAUUUGCUUGAUCCAACAGGCCAAAAUUUACGUGUUAGAGAGGAUUAUCAGGGCACUUAUGUUGAGGGUAUCAAGGAAGAAGUUGUUUUAUCCCCUGGGCAUGUAUUAUCUUUCAUUGCAGCUGGGGAAGAACAUCGGCAUGUUGGUUCAAAUAACUUCAAUCUGUUGAGCAGCAGAAGUCACACUAUAUUUACACUGAUGAUUGAAAGUAGUGCUCAUGGAGAUGAGUAUGAUGGAGUUAUUUUUUCUCAGCUUAAUUUGAUUGACUUAGCUGGAUCUGAAAGUUCCAAAACCGAAACAACUGGACUGAGGAGAAAGGAGGGUUCGUACAUCAACAAAAGUCUUCUAACUCUUGGAACCGUGAUUGGAAAACUGAGUGAGGGCAAGGCAACUCAUAUUCCGUAUCGCGACUCUAAGCUAACCCGUCUUCUGCAAUCUUCGUUGAGUGGGCAUGGGCAUGUAUCGCUCAUAUGUACAGUCACUCCGGCUUCAAGCAGUAUGGAGGAGACUCAUAAUACGUUGAAGUUUGCCAGUAGGGCAAAGAGAAUAGAAAUUUAUGCUUCACGUAAUAAGAUUAUAGAUGAAAAAUCAUUGAUUAAGAAAUAUCAGAGAGAAAUAUCUAGCCUCAAACAAGAACUUGAUCAGCUAAAGAGGGGUAUGCUUGCUGGUGUCAGUCAUGAAGAGAUAAUGAUCUUAAGGCAGCAGUUGGAAGAAGGUCAAGUGAAAAUGCAGUCAAGAUUAGAGGAAGAAGAAGAAGCCAAAGCAGCUCUGAUGAGCAGAAUUCAAAAGCUAACGAAACUCAUACUUGUCUCCACCAAGAAUUCUAUUCCUGGAUGUCCGGGUGAUAUGCCCACACACCAGCGCAGUCAUUCUGCCGGUAAAGAUGAUAAGUUGGAUUCACUGCUCUUGGAUAAUGAAAAUUUGGCAUCUCCAUCUACGGCCCUGGCUCUGUCAUCAGAUGCUUCUUUUGAUCAUAAGCACCGGUGGUCUUCCAGCAAGUCGAAUGAAGAAAACUUUCCUGCUGGUUCUGGUUCAGAAUUGACUCAAGGUGGCAUCACUUGUGAUGAAAUGGACCUCUUAGUUGAGCAGGUUAAGGUGCUUGCUGGUGAGAUUGCACUCAGCACGAGCACACUAAAGCGUUUGGUGGAUCAGUCUGUAAAUGAUCCCGAGAACACACAAACCCAAAUCCAGAAUCUGGAACGCGAGAUUCAAGAAAAGCAAAGGCAAAUGAGGGUCUUGGAACAGCGCAUAAUUGAAAGUGGUGAAGCUUCAAUUGCUAAUGCAUCAUUCUUUGAGAUGCAACAGAAAGUUAUGACAUUGAUGACCCAAUGCAAUGAGAAGAGCUUUGAGCUGGAGAUCAAAUCUGCAGAUAAUCGCAUUCUCCAGGAUCAACUUCAGAAAAAGAGUGCUGAGAAUGAUGAAUUGCAAAAGAAGGUUACCCUUCUAGAACAGCGGUUGAGUGCACUUUCCAGUGAAAACUCAUCGUCUUCUAGAAGCUCUGUUUCUGUAGAGUACAUAGAGAUGAGAAAGAAAAUACAGACUCAGGAGAUUGAGAACGAGAAACUGAAGUUAGAGCAUGUACAGCUUGUGGAGGAGAACAGUGGGCUACGAGUGCAAAACCAAAAACUAGCAGAAGAAGCUUCAUAUGCUAAGGAACUGGCCUCUUCUGCUGCGGUUGAGCUAAAGAAUUUGGCAGGUGAAGUGACAAAGCUUUCGCUACAAAAUGCGAAGCUAGAAAAAGAACUAGCAGCUGCUAGAGAGUUGGCUCUCGCUCGGAACAAUGUUAAUGGUGCUACCCGCAAGUAUAGCGAUGGAACGAGACCUGGGAGAAAGGCAAGGCUCUCUGGCCGAUCCACUGAAAUCAAUGCACUGGUAGGAGCUGACAACUUUGGUUCAUGGAGUCUCGACCUAGAAGAUAUGAAAAUGGAGUUGCAGGCGAGGAAACAACGGGAGGAUGCUUUAGAGGCCGCUCUAGCGGAGAAAGAGUUCGUAGAAGAGGAGUAUAGGAAAAAGGCAGAAGAAGCAAAGAGAAGAGAGGAAGCUCUGGAAAACGAUUUGGCAAACAUGUGGGUACUUGUUGCCAAGUUGAAGAAAGAUGGCGGUGCCUUGCCCGAGCUUAAGACUGAUGAGAGGCAGCCGAAUGGUACAUCAGACCCAGAAAAAGAAUUGGAGAAGAGUUAUAGUAAUACUACGGUCCUGAAAGAGAGACAAGUGUCAGAUGCACAGAGACAAUCCGAAGGAGGUGUAGCAAAGGCCAAAGAGGGGCCAAAAGAGGAAAAUCUUGUUGCUCGUUUAAAGGCAAGGAUGCAAGAAAUGAAAGAGAAAGAGCUGAAGUCCCAUGGAAAUGGGGACGCCAACUCUCACAUCUGUAAAGUCUGUUUCGUGUCGCCAACUGCAGCAAUUCUGCUCCCAUGCCGACAUUUCUGCCUUUGUAAAUCUUGUUCCCUCGCUUGCUCCGAGUGCCCGAUUUGCCGCACAAAGAUAUCGAAUCGGUUGUUUGCAUUCCCAUCUUAAACCCCGACAAAUCAUCAUCUCUGCAACUAUUAAGGGAACUCAGUGGUCUGGGCAGCCUGCUGCUAUUUUCCGAGCGGGCAGGUUCGAAUUCUUUUGUUACUUGUUUCGGCUUUUGUAUGUAUGUGUUGUUGUCUUCAUGUUAUUAUGUACGCAAAAGAAAAAAAAAAGUACGUAUAUACGUGAGUGGGGAUAGCUCAUCUGUUUGCCUAUAUUUCACGUCGUAAAAGAUCAUGGGAAAUCAUUUUCACGAAACCUGUCUCUAUGAGAGCAAAAAAAAAUGCAAAUUUGGACCAAAUGUCCAUUUCUUUUCC